This is a messenger RNA of Centropristis striata (black sea bass), 871 nucleotides long. RefSeq names its product late histone H2A.L3-like. The record is from RefSeq and is a predicted model, not a curated record. NCBI's taxonomy places the organism in Eukaryota, Metazoa, Chordata, Actinopteri, Perciformes, Serranidae. The coding region runs from base 16 to 402 and encodes 128 amino acids. The transcript has a single exon. Gene Ontology annotation, cellular component: nucleosome. Gene Ontology annotation, molecular function: DNA binding; structural constituent of chromatin; protein heterodimerization activity.
AAAACAUAUCUUAACAUGUCUGGAAGAGGUAAAGGCGUCGCAAAAGCCAGAGCGAAGGCCAAGAGCCGUUCCUCCCGUGCCGGGCUCCAGUUCCCCGUGGGUCGUGUCCACAGACAUCUGAGGAAGGGCAACUACGCUCAGCGUGUCGGCGCCGGAGCUCCGGUCUACCUGGCGGCGGUGCUGGAGUACCUGACCGCUGAGAUCCUGGAGCUGGCUGGAAACGCCGCCCGGGACAACAAGAAGACCAGGAUCAUCCCCCGACACCUGCAGCUCGCCGUCCGCAACGACGAGGAGCUCAACAAGCUGCUGGGAGGAGUCACCAUCGCUCAGGGUGGUGUGCUGCCCAACAUCCAGGCUGUCCUGCUGCCCAAGAAGACCGAGAAGGCCGCCGGCAAGAAGUAAACAUCUCUCCGACUGCUGGAGAAAACCUCAAAAGGCUCUUUUAAGAGCCACACACUUCUUCGAAAAGAGUCGUUUUCUCCUAAACAAUUUAAACAGCUUGACUUAUAAUAAUUGACUAAGUGCUCCAUAUUAAAUGUACUAUUUAAUACUAUAACAGCAGUGUUCUUUAUGUCAGAAUGGAGGCCUGGUGUACCAAUAUGGAGUCAAACUAAUUUACCUUAGCUACACAAACUAAAAUGCCAAACAGAAUAAGUUAAACUUAUUGUUUUGUUAUCUGUGUCAAUGGUGCAAAACUGUUCCACAAACUACUUCUUUGAAAUGUCACAUUCUGAAAACUAUUUUAAGUGCAGACUAUGGCUUUUAUUUAUUGAACUCAUUUUUCAUUUGUGUAAUUGUGAUCCUGAAGUUAUUUUAUCUUAUUUUGUAUUGCUUACCUUCCAAAAAUAAACUACAAUUUCCAUUGAGAACA